Torulaspora delbrueckii is the source of this 561-nucleotide messenger RNA. It is a transcript of the gene RPL18A, whose product is annotated as 60S ribosomal protein eL18. The coding region runs from base 1 to 561 and encodes 186 amino acids. Gene Ontology annotation, biological process: translation. The transcript has 2 exons. Lineage: Eukaryota; Fungi; Ascomycota; Saccharomycetes; Saccharomycetales; Saccharomycetaceae. Gene Ontology annotation, cellular component: ribosome; cytosolic large ribosomal subunit. The record is from RefSeq and is a predicted model, not a curated record. Gene Ontology annotation, molecular function: RNA binding; structural constituent of ribosome.
AUGGGUAUUGAUCACACUUCCAAACAACACAAGAGAUCUGGUCACAGAACCGCUCCAAAGUCCGACAAUGUCUACUUGAGCUUGUUGGUCAAGCUAUACUCUUUCCUAGCUCGUCGUACUGAUGCUCCAUUCAACAAGGUUGUCUUGAAGUCUUUGUUCUUAUCCAAGAUCAACAGACCACCAGUGUCUGUCUCUAGAAUUGCUAGAGCUUUGAAGCAAGAUGGUGCUGCUAACAAGACUGUUGUCGUCGUCGGUACCGUCACUGAUGACUCCAGAAUCUUUGAAUUCCCAAAGACUACCGUCGCUGCUUUGAGAUUCACUGCUGGUGCCAGAGCCAAGAUCAUCAAGGCUGGUGGUGAAGCCAUCACUUUGGAUCAAUUGGCUGUUAAGGCUCCAAAGGGUCAAAACACCUUGAUCUUGAGAGGUCCAAGAAACUCCAGAGAAGCCGUCAGACACUUUGGUAUGGGUCCUCACAAGGGUAAGGCCCCAAGAAUCCAAUCUACCGGUAGAAAGUUCGAAAGAGCUAGAGGUAGACGUAGAUCUAAGGGUUUCAAGGUGUAA